Messenger RNA from Plutella xylostella (diamondback moth), 1106 nucleotides. It is a transcript of the gene Osi21, whose product is annotated as osiris 21. Gene Ontology annotation, cellular component: membrane. The record is from RefSeq and is a predicted model, not a curated record. Lineage: Eukaryota; Metazoa; Arthropoda; Insecta; Lepidoptera; Plutellidae.
GAUCAUAUUGAAGUUCAGUUACAUAAGCGCGCGUGCAGGCGAAUUGGUGCGGAAUGGCGGAUGUUCCCGCGCGCGCGCCGCCGACGUAGCGGCCGGUUAUAAGCUCGCACCCGCUCCAUCGACCGUCAGUUGACGAUAGACCACCCUCGUAUCUAACGAUUAGUUAGUUUUUAGUGCAGUGCAGUGAUAAUAAAAAUAUUCCAAAAUGUGCACCGCCUUCCGGAUAGCAGUCGCAUCAGCGUUGUGUGUGGUGAUCGCGUCCGGCCACGUCCACGGCAGGAGGUCCCGCAGGAUGGACGUGCAGGACCCCGCACAGAACGAGGUGGACAGCGGCCGCGCCGACGAGAGCUCGUGGUGGCCCUCCGCGGAGUUCGCGGUCAUCCAGAAAGUGUACGACGACUGCAGCUCCCAGAAGCACCUGACCACGUGCUUGAAGAGCAAGGCGCUGCUGGCGCUCACCCGGGCCGUGGAGCAGGAAUCCGUCCAGCUGGCGGACGGGCUCACGCUGGUGCGCCAGGCGGACGCGCCCGCCGCCGUGGCCGAGCCGCGCUUCUUCUCCGGCAUGUCCACCGAGGAGAAGCUCGACACUGCACUGCGCGCUAAAUUCGAACAGCUCAUGAGCAGCCACACUCUGUCCAUGGACCUCGCCACGGAAGGCAGAGGCAGAGGUAAGAAGAUGCUCCCUUACCUGCUCCUCGGGAUCUUCACGACCAUGAGCAUAGUCGGAGGCAUCGCGCUGAAGACGCUGGCCGCCAUCGCCGGCAAGGCGCUGAUCGCCAGCAAGGUGGCGCUCACCAUCGCCGGCAUCAUCGCGCUCAAGAAGCUGUUCAGCCACGACGGCGCGCCCGGCGAGACCACCUUCCAGGUGCACGCCGAUGGACACCACAGGCGGAAUCUAUAUGUGGUGAGGCCAGCGAAGCCGGAGUCCGUGGACCCUUACCGGUUCUACGCAGAGCAGACCACGGAGAGCGCGUAGACCUAGCCCGGACCAGCCCUGGACCAGCCAUGGACCACCACGGACCACCCUGGACCGCUCUGGACCGCCCUGGACCACCGCCCCGGACGCCGCGCUCGCUCGCCGACACACAAAUACAACCUCAAGCCAA